GCCUCUCUGGGCCUCGGUUUCCACCCCGCGGGAGCGAGUACGACAGGGGCUGCGCGCAUUGCCGCAGUCACGCCUGCAAGAGCCGGGCCGGGUGAGCCGCUUCCGGCGCUCCGCGGGGGCCCCGGACGAUCCAGCAGGGGCUCCGCCCUGGGACCCCCAUCCUGUCUCGGGGGCGCGACCUUCGGGGGCGCACGCGGUGCCGGCCGCGCCCGGGGAAGCCGGGUCCGCAUCCGAGCAACAGGACAGCGUGCGGCCGCCCCAUUGGCCGGCGUGUCUCUGCAGGGCCGUCCCACAGCCAAUAGCGGCCAAGGGGCGGAGCCUGGCCGGUGCCCUCGGAGCUGCUGGCCCCGGGCGGCUGCUCCAGUCUGAGCGCCCUCCGCUCGCCCCGAGAGAGACCCGGCCAUGCAGGAGCCGCUGCUGGGAGCCGAGGGCCCGGACUACGACACCUUCCCCGAGAAGCCGCCCCCGUCGCCAGGGGACAGGGCGCGGGUCGGGACCCUGCAGAACAAAAGGGUGUUCCUGGCCACCUUCGCCGCAGUGCUCGGCAAUUUCAGCUUUGGGUAUGCCCUGGUCUACACAUCCCCUGUCAUCCCAGCCCUGGAGCGCUCCUUGGAUCCUGACCUGCAUCUGACCAAAUCCCAGGCAUCCUGGUUUGGGUCCGUGUUCACCCUGGGAGCAGCGGCCGGAGGCCUGAGUGCCAUGAUCCUCAACGACCUCCUGGGCCGGAAGCUGAGCAUCAUGUUCUCAGCUGUGCCGUCGGCGGCCGGCUAUGCGCUGAUGGCGGGUGCGCACGGCCUCUGGAUGCUGCUGCUCGGAAGGACGCUGACGGGCUUCGCCGGGGGGCUCACAGCUGCCUGCAUCCCGGUGUACGUGUCUGAGAUUGCUCCCCCAGGCGUUCGUGGGGCUCUGGGGGCCACACCCCAGCUCAUGGCAGUGUUCGGAUCCUUGUCCCUCUACGCCCUUGGCCUCCUGCUGCCGUGGCGCUGGCUGGCUGUGGCCGGGGAGGCGCCUGUGCUCAUCAUGAUCCUGCUGCUCAGCUUCAUGCCCAACUCGCCGCGCUUCCUGCUCUCUCGGGGCAGGGACGAAGAGGCCCUGCGGGCGCUGGCCUGGCUGCGUGGGACGGACGUCGAUGUCCACUGGGAGUUCGAGCAGAUCCAGGACAACGUCCGGAGACAGAGCAGCCGAGUAUCGUGGGCUGAGGCACGGGCCCCCCACGUGUGCCGGCCCAUCACCGUGGCCUUGCUGAUGCGCCUCCUGCAGCAGCUGACGGGCAUCACGCCCAUCCUGGUCUACCUGCAGUCCAUCUUCGACAGCACCGCUGUCCUUCUGCCCCCCAAGGACGACGCAGCCAUCGUUGGGGCCGUGCGGCUCCUGUCCGUGCUGAUCGCCGCCCUCACCAUGGACCUCGCAGGCCGCAAGGUGCUGCUCUUCGUCUCAGCAUCAGCAGGGCCCUGGCCCAGGCCAGUGGCUCCAGAAAGGUCCGCUGGGGCUCUGAGUGGACACACUGGCUGUGACACUCCACGGUGGGAGCCUGACACGCGGCUGGAGACAGAGCUUGCUGCCCUGCUGGGGGUCUCUAGUCCCAGACACGAGCUGGACCACGCAAGUAUCAAGGGGCUCUGCAGAAGGAGCUCUGAGAGAAACAGCUGGCUCAGAGGGUCCUGGCCCCACGAGGCCACCUGUCUGUCCACAGCGGCCAUCAUGUUUGCUGCCAACCUGACUCUGGGGCUGUACAUCCACUUUGGCCCCAGGCCUCUGAGCCCCAACAGCACUGCGGGCCUGGAAAGUGAGUCCUGGGGGGACUUGGCGCAGCCCCUGGCAGCACCCGCUGGCUACCUCACCCUGGUGCCCCUGCUGGCCACCAUGCUCUUCAUCAUGGGCUACGCCAUGGGCUGGGGUCCCAUCACCUGGCUGCUCAUGUCUGAGGUCCUGCCCCUGCGUGCCCGUGGCGUGGCCUCAGGGCUCUGCGUGCUGGCCAGCUGGCUCACCGCCUUCGUCCUCACCAAGUCCUUCCUGCCAGUGGUGAGCACCUUCGGCCUCCAGGUGCCUUUCUUCUUCUUCGCGGCCAUCUGCUUGGUGAGCCUGGUGUUCACAGGCUGCUGUGUGCCCGAGACCAAGGGACGGUCCCUGGAGCAGAUCGAGUCCUUCUUCCGCACGGGAAGAAGGUCCUUCUUGCGCUAGGUCAGGGUCCCCGCCUGGAGGGGGCCAAACCCCCAGUGGCUGGGCCUCUGUGUUGGCUACAAACCUGCACCCUGGGACCAAGAGGCAGCAGUCAUCCCUGCCACCAGCCAGAGCACAGGAAGAGCAGUGUGAUGGGGCCUCAGCAGCGGGUGCCCCUGGCUCCGGACAGGUAGCACUGCUGUCCAGCCACAGCCCCAGCCCAGGCAGCCCACAGUGCUGCACAUAGCCAUGGGCCGCAGGAGUGCACACAACCCUGCAUCCAGGGAUACGGCCCUGCUGGGUGACCUCAGGCCUAGUCCCUUUCCCUUGCGUGAAGGACACGCCCCACAGAAGGCUACGGGGAGGACUGAGAGGACAGGGCUGGAGGCAGCCAAGUAACGUAGUCAUAUCAUCGCGCUCUGAUCUGGUGGCAUCUGGCUGUGCAAGGAAGACGCGGCUUUGCCCUCACAAGUCUUAUGGGCACCACAGGGAACAUCCUGGACUUAAAAAGCCAGGGCAGGCCGGGCACAGUGGCUCACGCCUGUAAUCCCAGCACUUUGGGAGGCCGAAGCAGGUGGAUUACCCAAGGCCAGGAGUUCAAGACCAGCCUGGCCAACAUGGUGAAACCCCGUCUCUACUAAAAAAUACAAAAAAGCUGGGUGUGGUGGCACACACCUGUAGUUCCAGCUACUUGGGAGGCUGAGGCAGCAUUGCUUGAACCCGGGAGGUGGAGGCUGCAAUGAGCUGAGAUCAUGCCAUUGCACUCCAGCCUGGGCAACGAGAGUGAAACUCCGUCCCCACCCCCUGCCAAAAAAAAAAAAAAAAAAAAGCCAGGGCAAAGGACCUGGCGUGGCCACUUCCUCCUGCCCCAGCCCAACCUCUGGGAACAGGCAGCUCCUAUCUGCAAACUGUGUUCACCCUUUUGUAAAAAUAAAGGAACUGGACCUGUA
Pan troglodytes (chimpanzee) is the source of this 3110-nucleotide messenger RNA. It is a transcript of the gene SLC2A6, whose product is annotated as solute carrier family 2 member 6. Gene Ontology annotation, cellular component: membrane. Gene Ontology annotation, biological process: transmembrane transport. The coding region runs from base 403 to 2181 and encodes 592 amino acids. Gene Ontology annotation, molecular function: transmembrane transporter activity. The record is from RefSeq and is a predicted model, not a curated record. The transcript is spliced from 10 exons. NCBI's taxonomy places the organism in Eukaryota, Metazoa, Chordata, Mammalia, Primates, Hominidae.